CAUUAUAACUCAUUUUGAAUUUCGUCCGCUUCUUUUGUGCGUUUCCUAAUUCUUCUGUUGUUACCCUUCGUACGUUUGCUUCUGUCGUUCCUUCCAUAAUUCGUAACUGAUAAUAUCGCCCCGAAUUUAACCCGAGUAGAAAAAACUUUACGAUGAUAAAAAAAGAAUAAACAUAAGACUGUUGCUCUGAUUUAAAUCUUUCAAAUGCACCAGCCAUUAAAACAUCCAUGGGAACGCAAGACACAGGUUGCGAUGUUCCGCCGGUGGAUUUACAGUGCAACACAAAUGUAUGCCAUCAAUGGACCUUAAAAAGCAGCGAUACAAUAAUCCAGAUGGAAAUUUUAGGUUUUACAUUUGACGAUUCAGUGUUUGCAGAAACCCGUGAUCGUGUUUCAUCUAAACCUUCUUCUUACAACGCAAAAUGCUGUGAGCCAGGAUGGUUUUGUGGAGAAGUAUCCACAGAUGAUGAUGAUGAUCUGGAGAAGCAGAAGGUCUUCAAGUUUAGGGGAGACCUGGCAUACAGGCGCCGGGAUUACCAGAAAGCUUUGUCCGAAUACGCAAACUGCUUUGCACUGGUGCCAGACAGCAACAUCGCCAUCAGACGAGAUGUGAGGGAAGCUCUGGCCCGGUGCUACUGUCAGCUGGGCAGGUGGGAGAUGGCCCUGGAGAUCGCCCAACCCCUGAGGAAGGAAGCAACAAAUAUGAGCCACCUCACAGCGGUUCUGAACCUGGAAUGGUUCAUUUACCACAGCGCUGGGGACCUUAGGAAGGAGAUUUCCUCUGUGCAGCAGCUCGUUUCCCUCCUGCCUUACAAUCCCUGGCACUGGAAGAAGUUGGCAAAGGCCUACACGCACCUUUUCCGGUCCCUGUCGGGCUCUGCGCCUGCAAAGACCGGCAGGUGCCAUCACAGAGCCUGGGUGAUGGAAAACGGGGGCCCCUCAGCCGUGCCUUGUCCACUGUGGUGUUUGAGGAAACCCCCUGAGGAGCCCCAGCGUGAGGGGCUGACUCGGAGCCAAGAGGAAUCAGAAAGCCCACAGCCUGACCCGGGCAGAGGGGAGCCUCAAGAAACGGCAGCCAUUAAGCAGAGAAACGAUGACCUGAAAGACAUCUGGCUGAGGUCCUGCAUAUGUUUUGUUAGAACAAGGCUACUGUUCCACAUGGUGAAGUUUCAGCAGUUAUCCUUCGUGUUUCUUAGCAACAAGAGAGCCCUGGAGGAAAUUGAGGAUGCACUCCACAGCCUGGAACUACAGGAUGAGAUACUCCACUUAAUCACAGAGGAGAUGAGUGAAGACCUUGUUCCGGAGAAGAUGAGAGAGGAGAGCCCGGAGGCAGAGAACAUCUCAUCUGUAACCUGCGCUACAGUGAGCCCUAACUCGGACUUUGAGGAGAAGUGGUUUAACAGAUUGAAAAUGAGAAUCAUCACAUCUGAAGCCUGGACUGCUGGAGAUGCUCGUUUUCAGAAACACUGAAAAGGACGAAAGAUAUUGUUUUCAGGAGCCUUUUCUUUUUUUGAUUACAUUUUCUUGCCUCCCUGUUCUCACCAGCUGUAGACCUUUCACUCUGGAAGAGCAACAGCUCUUCUGUUUGAAAUAUGCUGUUGUACAGAGUUAAACUAACAUAAACAACAUAAAUAGAUGUUUCUGUCGCGAGGGCUGUUUACUGCUCUAUAUUGAAAAUAGAUAUCUGUUCAGGGGCGAAACUGUGCGAGGACCUGGGAUUUUUACAUCACCUGUUCAGUUUUAGAGUUCUUCUAACAGAGUAAGCAUCCUUUUUACAUUUAUUUUACUGCUUCUGCAUUGUGCUGUCCCUGUCCUACAGGAGAAACUACACUGCAGGGUUUUUAAUGGAUAUUUUUUUAAUCUAACGAUUGUAUUCUUUGCCACAUUUGAACAUUUACAGUAAAACACAUGAGCAGAAAAUAAAUGCGUUUUAUGACUUGAUUUUGUGUAGCAGUGUUACAAACUCAGUUAUCUGUCUUCUGUUACCAGUUAGAUUCUAGAAACAGUAGAGGUGAAUUAGAAAAAUACUUCUAAAACAGAUGUUCUGUUUUUUAUAGACAAUCAGUAUGGGCUGAGAAAGGAAAGGUUGUGUUUAACUUGCAAGAAUUCUUUGAACAGACAACAACAUGACAUGCUGUUAGCAUGUUUGCAAGCUUUUGUUAAGGUCACUCAUAGACGUUAAAUUCUCAAAUUAAAAACCCAUCACAAUCCAAUGUAUUGUUAAUGGAUAGGAGGCUGAGGGGGAUGUUACUUCUAAUUCGGCAGACAUGAGUAGUGAUGUACCAUAGGGAUCCAUUUUAGUCACGUUGCUCUGUGUGAUCUUUGUUAAUGAUUUAUAUUCUUGUACAAUAA
Molecule: messenger RNA, 2351 nt
Organism: Lepisosteus oculatus (spotted gar)
Lineage: Eukaryota; Metazoa; Chordata; Actinopteri; Semionotiformes; Lepisosteidae
Gene: c10h8orf76
Product: chromosome 10 C8orf76 homolog
Molecular function (GO): protein binding
Source: RefSeq, a predicted model, not a curated record